GUUCGUUUAGACAUGACAAAUGAAAAUAAUGGUACAGGGUAUAAGACUUUUCAGGACUUCAAAUUAACAAAUGGAACAAGUUAUAAACUCAACAUUGGGUCACGUGAAGGAUCUGCAGGUAACUCGGCAUAUGGCUUACUCUAUCACAAAUUGCAACGGUUUUCGACAUUUGACCGUGACGUUGAUUCCGCAUCAAAUCGUAAUUGUGCCGUCGGUCGACACGGGGGCUGGUGGUAUAAAGAAUGUUCUUUCGUUAACCUGAAUGGAUUGUAUGUGACACCAGGAGGGACAUGUGUCAUCGCUGGUGCAGAAUCAGGGCCAUGUGGACACCUGCAUACUGGAUUUAACGGCGGUAAGGGACUUAGACGUUCUACAAUGAUGUUGAGAAGAACCUAAACAUGCAAU
This is a messenger RNA of Ruditapes philippinarum (Manila clam), 405 nucleotides long. RefSeq names its product fibrinogen C domain-containing protein 1-like. The record is from RefSeq and is a predicted model, not a curated record. NCBI's taxonomy places the organism in Eukaryota, Metazoa, Mollusca, Bivalvia, Venerida, Veneridae. The transcript has 2 exons. Bases 13 to 396 code for a protein of 127 amino acids.